CCCGCGUCCGCAAGCAUGUGAUUGUCUGGCCUGCGCUUGAGCUGCUGGCCCAUUUGCCGACCUUGGCCGUCGCGACUCGUUUCUUUGACACCAUUUCCCCAGACACAUCCUCUUCCGGCAAGACCUCUUUAAACAUUGUUAUCCCCCUCGUCCUUCUUCGUUUUCCUCUCCCCUGGUUCAUCUCUCCUGUCAUCCCACAGUCAAACGACGAAUACCCAUCCCACGAGUCUGCCGUAGAUAGCACCCACAUACUCCACAGCAUCGUACGACAGAGUAAUCAUCGGUCACAAUGUCCAAGACCUUCACCACUGGCGACGUUGCGUCGCAUAACAAGCCUGACGACUUGUUCAUCAUCGUCGACGGCGACGUCUACGACCUCACAAAGUUCCAGGAUGACCACCCUGGUGGCAAGAAGAUCCUCCAGCGCGUCGCCGGAAAGGACGCCUCCAAGCAGUUCUGGAAGUACCACAACGAGGGUAUCCUGAAGAAGUACAAGGCCAAGCUGCACGUCGGCUCCCUCGACUCCAAGCCCAAACCCGUCGAGGCCGCACCCGCUGCCGCCGCUCCCGUGCCCAAGAAGGCCGCCCCCAAGAAGGUCGUUGCCAGCAGCACCGAAGAGUCCGAGCCCAUGGAUCCCUUUGGUGAUUUGGUCCCCUACGCCGACCCCAACUGGUACCAGGCAUACCACACUCCCUACUACAACGAGACACACGCUGCCCUCCGCACCGAAAUCCGCGAAUGGGUCGAGACAAAUGUCGAGCCCUUCGUGGGUGAAUGGGACGAGAAGAAGGAGGUUGACCCCUCCAUCUACAAGCAGAUGGGUGAGCGCGGUUACCUUGCCGGUCUGCUCGGUGUCCACUACCCUACACAGUACACCAACAACACCGUUGCGUCGGUGGCUCCUGAGAACUGGGAUCUCUUCCAUGAGAUGCUUCUGACCGACGAGCUGUCUCGCGCAGCAUCAGGUGGCUUUGUCUGGAACGUCAUUGGUGGUUUCGGCAUUGGCUGCCCGCCCCUGGUCAAGUUUGGCCAGAAGGCUCUCGUUGACCGUAUCCUGCCCGGCAUUCUCAACGGUGACAAGCGCAUCUGCUUGGCCAUUACCGAGCCCGAUGCCGGCUCUGACGUUGCCAACUUGACUUGCGAGGCUAAGCUCAGCGAGGAUGGAAAGCACUUCAUCGUCAACGGCGAGAAGAAGUGGAUUACUAACGGUAUCUGGUGCGACUACUUCACCACCGCUGUCCGCACGGGUGGCGAGGGCAUGAACGGUGUCAGCUUGCUGCUUAUCGAGAGAGGGCCUGGUGUCACGACAAGGCGGAUGGACUGCCAGGGUGUCUGGUCCAGCGGUACCACCUACAUCACCUUUGAGGAUGUCAAGGUACCUGUUGAGAACUUGCUCGGCAAGAAGAACCAGGGCUUCAGAGUGAUCAUGACCAACUUCAACCACGAGCGUAUUGGUAUCAUCAUCCAGUGCCUGCGCUUCUCUCGUGUGUGCUACGAGGAGUCCGUCAAGUACGCCAACAAGCGUCGUACCUUUGGCAAGAAGCUCUACGAGCACCCCGUCAUUCGUCUCAAGCUUGCGCAUAUGGCCCGCCAGAUUGAGGCCUCAUACGCAUGGCUCGAGAACCUCAUCUUCCAGUGCCAGAAGAUGGGUGAGACCGAGGCCAUGCUCAAGCUUGGUGGUGCCAUUGCUGGCCUCAAGGCCCAGAGCACCGUCACCUUUGAGUUCUGCGCUCGUGAGGCGUCGCAGAUCUUCGGUGGUCUGUCGUACUCUCGCGGUGGCCAGGGCGGCAAGGUCGAGAGACUGUACCGCGACGUCCGCGCAUACGCCAUUCCCGGUGGCAGUGAGGAGAUUAUGCUCGACUUGAGCAUCCGGCAGAGCAUGCGUGUGCACAAGGCACUCGGCAUGAAGUUGUAAGCGGCAACGUCGGGAAGGGCAGUGGAUGAACAAGAAAGACUAUUACGUCAUGUAUGAAUAGAUUAGGUUGGACAUCUUCUCAUUUGUCGGGGCGUUUUGCAUGGAGGCAGAGCUCAGUCCAGGA
Colletotrichum scovillei is the source of this 2039-nucleotide messenger RNA. Its product is annotated as acyl-CoA dehydrogenase domain-containing protein. Lineage: Eukaryota; Fungi; Ascomycota; Sordariomycetes; Glomerellales; Glomerellaceae. The transcript is spliced from 4 exons. Gene Ontology annotation, molecular function: flavin adenine dinucleotide binding; oxidoreductase activity, acting on the CH-CH group of donors. The coding region runs from base 290 to 1915 and encodes 541 amino acids. The record is from RefSeq and is a predicted model, not a curated record.